Molecule: messenger RNA, 2473 nt
Organism: Topomyia yanbarensis
Lineage: Eukaryota; Metazoa; Arthropoda; Insecta; Diptera; Culicidae
Exons: 2
Coding region: 37-1959 (640 amino acids)
Biological process (GO): DNA integration
Molecular function (GO): nucleic acid binding
Source: RefSeq, a predicted model, not a curated record
GCCGACUGUAUCGUCAAAUCACAUCGUAUUAAGAUCAUGCGCCGUGUUUUCUGGACAGACUCCCGUGAUGUGAUAUGCUGGUUACGAUCUGACCAUCGGCGCUAUAGCCAGUUCGUUGCCUUCAGGGUCAGUGAGCUGCUGGAUACAACUCAAGUGGAUGAGUGGAGAUGGUUGCCAACUAAGAUGAACGUAGCGGACGAAGGUACGAAGUGGCAAAGGCUGCCAGACUUACGCCCUAGUAGCCGCUGGUUUCGCGCACAGGAUUUUCUUUGGGAAUCGGAAGCCGAAUGGCCUGGUCACAAUCGAGAUCAAGGAUCAACUGUAGAAGAAAUUCGACCCAGUGUCCUACAUCAUACAGUUACCGAGCCGCUAGUGAGUUUCGAGCGCUUCUCCAAAUGGAAACGUCUGCUGAGAUCGAUGGCAUAUGCCCAUCGUUUCAUCACGAAUCUUCAUAAGCGCAUCGAAGGGGCCACCGCCGAGCUGGGACCACUAACGCAGGAAGAGCUGAAACUGGCGGAAAGCACAAUUUACCGGAUUGUUCAACAGCAGGCGUACCCUGACGAAAUGCGCUUGAUCCGUAGCAAUAGCUCAGAUGCCAGUCCGUGGAAACGUACCUUGCCAAAAAGCAGCUCGUUGUACAAGCUGAGUCCAGCUAUCGAUGAACUCGGUGUUCUACGGAUGCGAGGGCGUAUAAACGCAUGCGAAUGGGUUGACGAGGCGACCAAAAACCCCAUCCUGCUUCCAAGACGGAAUCCCGUGACUGAUCUGGUGCUCGCUGAGUACCACGCUUCUUGCCGUCAUCAGAAUCAUCACACAGCGCUGAACCAGGUACGAUUGAAAUUCAGCAUCCCUCGUCUUCGUUCAGAGUUCGAUCGUGUACGCAGAAACUGUCAGCGUUGUAAAGUCCGACAAUCAAAGCCACAACCUCCAGCGAUGGGAAACCUCCCGCUUGCCCGUAUGGCAGCAUUUCAAAGACCGUUCUCGUACACCGGGAUUGACUAUUUCGGGCCGAUGUCGGUAACAGUUGGCAGAAGGGUCGAGAAAAGAUGGGGAGUACUACUUACCUGCAUGACAACCCGAGGUGUGCACAUUGAAGUAGCACAUUCGUUAACGACGGAUUCUUGUAUUCUGGCACUGCGCAAUUUCAUUGCGAGGAGGGGUUCCCCGCUGGAGAUUAUAAGCGAUCGAGGAACUAACUUCAUAGGAGCGUCGCGAGAGCUGCGCGAGGCCAUGCAGAAAAUCGACAUGACGAAACUUAUGGUUGAAUUCGUCAGUCCUAACACAAAGUGGACGUUCAAUCCACCGGCCGCUCCACAUUUUGGUGGCUGCUGGGAGCGUUUGAUCCAGUCGAUUAAAAAGAUCAUGAACGAUUUCGACGUCCCACGCCUGCCAUCCGACGAGAUUCUGCGAUCCAUGCUAUUGGAGAUCGAGAUGAUCCUGAACUCAAGACCGCUCACUGACAUACCGCUAGAAAACGACGCGGAACUUCCGUUAACGCCGAACCACUUCCUAUUAGGAUCGGCAGACGGGACUAAGCCCCCGAUUAUCUUCGAUAACGAACCGGCAGCCCUCAAGCGGUCAUGGACGAUGGCCCAGCUGUACGCCGACAGGUUUUGGAAAAGAUGGGUGGCCGAGUACCUGCCCACGUUGACACGCAAGACAAAAUGGUUUCAACCGGUGAGGCCCAUCCAGAAGGGUGAUCUGGUGCUAAUCGUGGACUGCAAUCUUCCACGGAAUUGUUGGCCACGAGGACGUGUGGUCGAAGUGGUUCAAGCCAAAGACGGACAGGUUCGUCGAGUCACCGUGCAGACUGCGACUGGGCUUCUGGAGAGGCCAGCGACCAAGAUUGCGGUGCUGGAUGUCGGUGCUAACGGCGGUAAGCCACAUGGACAGUGGCGUACCGGGGGGGAGUGUCACAUCACUAUGGAUUGUGACGCACCUCUUAUUACACCUCAUUGAUCGACCGGUCGAACAACCGCAGCUCCGACCCUGUACUACUUAGCUGUCAUACAUCCGCCGACCGAGAAGUGACACGUAGGUAAGAAAAAGUGCAAGUCAGAGAGUCGAAUUAACGUGAUAGCUGAAGUAGCGUGCAGGAAGAAUUAAUUUAUUAUCCUAGAGAAUUAUUGAUUAUUCUACUUAUAUCUAGAGUAAAUACCUAGGGCAGUGAUUGACAUAUCUUACACACGAAACAUUUAUUUAACAAAGAACACAGAAGUUAAUAGUACGGAUAGUUGCGUCUAGUACGGGCAAAUAAGUAUCACAAGGAAACUAAACGUGAGUAGUAUAAGCAUUGUUUGUUAAACCACACCUAUGUCAUACACACAAAUCCCAUGAAACCAUGAAGGUAAUUAAUUAUAAUGAACUUAUACCUUUAUUCCCAAAGGGAUUUUAUAACCUCCCUCUACGUUUCGGUACAAAUAUACGAGAGUUACAAAACCGGAAAUCAUCUCCUUUAUUGUCCGUUUACUUG